Messenger RNA from Canis lupus familiaris (dog), 2238 nucleotides. RefSeq names its product cadherin-1-like. The record is from RefSeq and is a predicted model, not a curated record. The transcript is spliced from 14 exons. Gene Ontology annotation, biological process: purine nucleobase metabolic process; cell morphogenesis; adherens junction organization. Gene Ontology annotation, molecular function: cadherin binding; hydroxyisourate hydrolase activity; calcium ion binding. Gene Ontology annotation, cellular component: plasma membrane; catenin complex; adherens junction. NCBI's taxonomy places the organism in Eukaryota, Metazoa, Chordata, Mammalia, Carnivora, Canidae. The coding region runs from base 118 to 2058 and encodes 646 amino acids.
UGGACAAUCGAUAGUCCCUGGGCAGUGGGACAUCAGGGGCUGAGACAACCAGGCAGUUUGGCCAGCGAUCCCCAUCACACACCACUCUGUGACUGCAGCGGCCGCCACAGCUACACUAUGGCUGGUCCCACCUGCUUUCUGCUCUUCUUGUCUGCCACCCAGCUUUUUUCCCAGAGGAUGCCUUUCAGUGAGGGGGCUCCCAAGACACCUCAAAAGCUGGGGUUGGGGGUGAAAGAUCUGCAUGGCAACGAGACCCUCCAGCAGGGUGCUCACACUGGAUACCAGAUGGAGGUGCUAACCUUCCCUCAUGCCCGCUUCGGUCUCAAGAGGCAAAAGAGAGACUGGGUUGUCCCUCCCCUCUCCAUCCCAGAGAAUGAAAGAGGGCCAUUCCCAAAGAUGGUGGCUCAGGUCAAAUCUAACAAGAACAAGGAAAUCCAGGUUUUCUACAGCAUCACUGGCACAGGCGCUGAUGAACCUCCUUAUGGCGUGUUUAUCAUGGACAGAGAAACAGGAUGGCUGAAGGUGACGAAGCCCCUGGACAGAGAAAAAAAAUCCCACUAUGUUCUUUUCCUUCAUGCUGUGUCUUCAACUGGGAAUGCUGUGGAGGAUACGUUGGAGAUUGUGAUCACAGUGACAGACCAGAAUGACAACAGACCCGAAUUCACCCAGGCGGUCUUUGAGGGGUCUGUGAUGGAAAGAGCCCAUCCAGGAACAUCCGUGCUACAAAUAACCGCAACAGAUGUGGAUGACCAUGAGAACACCUACAAUGCAGCCAUUGUUUACACCAUCCUCAGCCAAGAUCCCUUGGUACCUCACUCCAACAUGUUCGCCAUCAACCGGCAAACAGGAGUCAUCUCUGUGCUCGAUCCUGGGCUGGACCAACAGAGUGCUCCUGCAUACACCCUGACAGUCCAAGCUGCUGACCUCCAAGGUGAAGGCUUAAGUUGUAGAGCAAAGGCCGUGAUCACAGUCACCCAGAGCAACCCUAACCCUCCCGUCUUCAGCCCCACUUCGUACACGGGCCACGUGUUUGAGAACAAGGUGGAUGCAGGGAUAGUGAGGCUGUACGUGAAAGAUGCUGAUGCUGCUGGCUCCCCAGCAUGGAAGGCAGUGUUCUCCAUCCUCAAUGACAGAGGUGGCCUCUUUACUAUCACCACGGACCCUGAGACCAAUGACGGCCUUUUGAAAACAGCCAAGGGCUUGGAUUUUGAGACCACGCAGCAAUACACCCUUUAUGUUACAGUGGUGAAUGAGGUGCCCUUGGCAUCUCUUUCCACAUCCACAGCCACAGUCACUGUGGACGUGGUUGACGUGAAUGAGGCUCCUGUCUUUGUACCUCCAACAAAGAUGGUGGAAAUGCCCAAGGAUGUUGGUGUGGGCCAGGAAAUCACAUCGUACAGGGCCCAGGACCCAGACAGCUUUCAGUCUCAGAAAAUCAGGUACCAGAUAUGGCACGACCCAAGCCAUCGGUUGGACAUCAACUCAGAAACAGGUGUCAUUUCCACUCGAGCCAGUCUGCAAAUGGAGGACAUGAAGACCCAAACAUUUUCAGCUGUUGUCAUAGCUACAGACAAUGGCCAGCCUCCUGCCACGGGCACCGGGACACUGCUCCUCACUUUCUCUCACAUAGACUGCCCAGGAGUAGACUCACACUGCCUUGACAUCUGCCAGAGGGGACCAGAGUCUCAGGAUGGCGGAGGCAUGGAGCAGAUCAGCAGCCCACUGACCACACAUGUGCUGGACACUGCCUCAGGGCUUCCAGCUCAGGGCCUCUGCCUCCGUCUGUCCAGGCUCGAGGACCAUGGCCAGCAGUGGACAGAGCUGAAGAAAAGCUACACCGACUCAGAUGGCCGCUGCCCAGGGCUCCUGCCUCCAGGCCCGAUGAAGGCAGGCACCUACAAGCUGUCCUUUGACACCGAGGGCUACUGGAAGAAGAAAGGGCAGGAGAGCUUCUACCCAUAUGUGGAGGUUGUUUUUACCAUCGCCAACGAGACACACAGGUUCCACGUGCCUCUGCUGCUGAGCCCAUGGUCCUACACCACGUAUCGAGGGAGCUAGUGGCUAGCCAUCGCCUCUGGCUAACUGCUGGCCUGUGAGCAUCAGUUCCAUCCCCAUGGCUCACUGAGGCACCCACGCAGAGGGCACCAGGUCACAGUCCCUGUGGGAGACUCUGGUUCCCCCAUCUCCAGUAGCAGCUGAAUCUCAGGCAUCAAUAAAGUCAGUGCUGGCAUCUGUAAA